CAAACUUCCCCGGACAGCAAGCACAAUAGUGUACAGAACCCAACGCAAAUCCCAGCCAUACCCCUCCGUACCACAACCAUAUACUUUUAUUCCCUUUAUACCCUUGUUGUUUUAUGCUUUUCCACCCCUACCUGGAGUAGACUCACUCAGGUCUCAGAUAGAUAGGCAGGUUUCUUGACCUCUCCAUCCAAACAGAAGAGAAAGUCAGUCUUCUCCAGAACCAAAAAAAGAAAAGCCUUCUGAUAUUUUGCAGCAAUGGUGAAGUCAAGCGAAAGUGGGGUCGCUCCUUUCUUGAAGAAAUGCUAUGAGAUGGUUGAUGAUGAAUCAACAAAUUCGAUAAUCUCAUGGAGCCAGACCAAUGACAGCUUUGUUAUAUGGGACAUGACUGAAUUCUCUGUCCACUUACUGCCUAAGUACUUCAAACACAGCAAUUCUUCUAGUUUUGUCAGGCAGCUCAAUAUCUAUGGAUUUAGAAAAAUUGAUACAGACCAGUGGGAAUUUGCAAAUGACGGAUUUAUCAGAGGGCAGAAACAUUUGUUAAAGAAUAUCUGCAGGAGGAAAAAUUCUCAGGGCACAGACAAUCGAAAGUCAGUGCAACAGCAAGACAACUCCAUUGAGCAUUGUGAAAAUGUUGAAAAUGUGGGUCUCUGGAAGGAAGUUGAGAACCUGAAGACAGGUAAACAUGCACUUACACAGGAGUUGGUUAAGCUCAGGCAGCACCAGGAAACUGCAGACAAUAAGCUGCUCCUGUUGAGGGAUCGCCUUCAAGGAAUGGAAAAAAAUCAGCAGCAGAUGCUGUCUUUUUUAGUGAUGGCAGUGCAGAGCCCAGGGUUUCUAGCUCAGCUACUAAACAAAAAGGAAAAUAAUUGGCGGAUAGCUGAGCCAGGAAGCAUAGUGGAGCAGGGUGCAGAUGAUGCUGAGCAGUUGGCUUCUGAGGGAAUGAUAGUAAGGUACCAGCCACCAGUGGAUGAAAUGUUCGAACCUGUACAUGCACCACCAAUUGGUCCAGAAAAUCCACAAGAAUCUAACCCAUCUUCUGAUGGGAUGAAAGAUUUUUUUGUGAGUCCAGAUUUUAUGGAACUUCUCAUGGAUGAAAAUUUGGGUUUGGAAAAUCAUACCUCGUUUGUUUUACCAGAAUUAGCGGAUGAUGGUUCUUGGGAACAACUGCUAUUAGCCAAUCCUUUCAUUGAUAAUAUUAAAGACACCAAACCCGGUUCUGAAGAGAGCACUGAUACUGAAACUGAUACCGGAACAACAAUUUCUGGAAUGCAGCUGGAGAGAUCCCAAAGUUUUGAAUAUUUAAUAGAACAGAUGGAGAAGUCCAAUGACUUGGAGAGCAAAGCAACUGAUGAGGGACCUCACUUUGAGAAGUCUCACAAAUUGGAAAUUCUAACUGAGCAGAUGGGUCUUCUGGCUUCGGAGCCAAACCACUAACACGCAGCAACAUACCACAUACAAAGACGUAUUAUAUCAGACAGGCAAUUUUAACUAAACAAUAUUUAGGUGCGGGGACAUGUUUUCUCUACAUCUGCUGGGAGGAAUUGCUUGGCUGUAUUUUGUUCCUUGAAAAUGGCGUCACCUAUUAUUCGCUAUAAACAUCAACAAUGAUAUAUAGUCAUUGCCUUUUACUUAAUAGAUUCAGUAUUCUAAAAUGUAAUAGGCAUUCGAUUUUAUAUAUAUAAGCGUUUUUUUAUUUUUGGAAGCCCUUCGGGAGCUUAGCUGCAGUACUGUGAUUGAACCAUCCAUCUGGUUAUAUUGUUAUCCAAACGAUUUUUCUCCUCUAA
Messenger RNA from Populus euphratica (Euphrates poplar), 1784 nucleotides. RefSeq names its product heat shock transcription factor A8 (gene HSFA8). The record is from RefSeq and is a predicted model, not a curated record. Bases 256 to 1434 code for a protein of 392 amino acids. Gene Ontology annotation, biological process: regulation of transcription by RNA polymerase II; cellular response to heat. Gene Ontology annotation, molecular function: DNA-binding transcription factor activity; RNA polymerase II cis-regulatory region sequence-specific DNA binding. Gene Ontology annotation, cellular component: nucleus. Lineage: Eukaryota; Viridiplantae; Streptophyta; Magnoliopsida; Malpighiales; Salicaceae. The transcript has 3 exons.